AUGCAACAUCCACAUAUCAGAAAUAUUGCAGUGUUACAACGGAAGCCUGGAAAAGAAGAUGCUUUGAAGCUUUUAAAGGACAUUGCUGAUGCGGUUAGUCUGCUGAUGCGAGAGAAUAAGUUCAAAGUGGGUACUCUGGUAGAGUUUUACCCGAGAGACAGGUCCUUAUUGGGGAUGAAUGUUAACCAUGGACAGAAGAUAAUGCUUAGGUUAAGAGAUCCGCUGGAUGAGUUUCGUUUUUUACCGUGGGAGUCAUUAAUAGGUACAAUGCUUCAUGAGCUGACACAUAAUCUACAUGGUCCACAUGAUCAGAAAUUUUACUCAAAACUAGAUGAACUGUCUGGGAGGCAAUGGUGCAUUCAGCAACUAGGUUUGAAAGAUAAUUUCAUGACCAGCGGUAAUAGAUUGGGAGGACGUGGGUUUAGAGAUGGCCCUACUCCACGCACUACAAAUAGUAGAGGUAAUAAGAUUGAAAAAAUACGAAAUAAAGGUGUUCGAUUGGGGUCGCUUUCUGACAAUCUUAACGGUUCCUUGAAUACAUCAAGAAUGCUAAAACCUGCCCAGAUGGCUGCGAUGGCAGCUACUCGUAGAGCAGAGGCUGAUAAGAAAUGGUGUGUUGAAACAAAUCAAGAGGAAAAGAUACCAGAUGAUAGUUCCUUGGAGAUAAUAGUUUUAGAUGGAGAUGAGAAGGAAGAUAUGGGAAGCACUGGUGACGUUGGCUCUUUUACGGAUAAGUCGAAGAAACAACUUGAACACAAGCAAGCGCUUACUAUAAUUGAGUUGAAUGAUGAUCAGGAUAAUAACGACGUAAGGAAAGUAGAUGAACCUUUUCAGGCCAAAAAGAAAAGUACCUUUGAAGGAGAAGAUGUACUAUUAAUUGAUCUCACAUCCGAUGAGUAA
This is a messenger RNA of Nakaseomyces glabratus, 900 nucleotides long. It is a transcript of the gene WSS1, whose product is annotated as metalloendopeptidase WSS1. NCBI's taxonomy places the organism in Eukaryota, Fungi, Ascomycota, Saccharomycetes, Saccharomycetales, Saccharomycetaceae. Gene Ontology annotation, cellular component: nucleus. Gene Ontology annotation, molecular function: metallopeptidase activity. The record is from RefSeq and is a predicted model, not a curated record. Gene Ontology annotation, biological process: DNA repair.